Messenger RNA from Cyprinodon tularosa, 2726 nucleotides. Its product is annotated as arf-GAP with dual PH domain-containing protein 1-like. Bases 225 to 1358 code for a protein of 377 amino acids. NCBI's taxonomy places the organism in Eukaryota, Metazoa, Chordata, Actinopteri, Cyprinodontiformes, Cyprinodontidae. The record is from RefSeq and is a predicted model, not a curated record. Gene Ontology annotation, biological process: positive regulation of GTPase activity. Gene Ontology annotation, cellular component: plasma membrane; intracellular membrane-bounded organelle. The transcript has 11 exons. Gene Ontology annotation, molecular function: GTPase activator activity; phosphatidylinositol bisphosphate binding.
AGGUGUCGCACUUCAAGACAGGCGGUGAAGAGUUUGCGUCUGACAGCAUCAAGACACCAGAGCAUGCUCCAAGUUUUUUAUUCCCGCCGUCUAAAAAUGACAGCAGACUCGCCGGUAGCUUAGGGGUUUCCUUUCCUUCCGUGAGGGCAGAGAGUUUAACUUUGGAUGCCAGCUGGAGCGCUUGAAGCCUGUGAGCAGGAAUCAGAGAAGGUGGAGAACCGCCGAUGGCUUCAGACCAGGAAAGGAUCAGAGAGCGCAUUAAAGCGCUCCUCAAGAAACCUGGUAAUGGAAACUGUGCCGACUGCGGGGUUCCAGAGCCAGAGUGGGCAUCCUACACCUUAGGGGUGUUUGUGUGUCACAGCUGCUCAGGCCUCCAUAGAAACAUCGCUCAGAUCAGCAAGGUCAAGUCUCUGCUGCUGGAUCCCUGGAGCUCUUCUGAGUUAGAGUUUUUAGAUUCUGUAGGGAACAUUGCUGCCAAGGCCAAGUAUGAACAGAUUGUACCUGCCUUCUACUACCGACCCACGUCCAAAGAUUAUGUGCUCCUGUUGGACCAGUGGAUACGGGCCAAGUACGAGAGAAAGGAGUUCAUGAGUGUAAAGAGACAGGAGCCCUACUCAGCAGGCUACAGAGAAGGGUGCUUAUGGAAGCGAGGAAGAGACAAUGGACAAUACCUGAGCCGAAAAUUUAUUCUGACUGAACGUGAGGGUGUCCUGAAAUACUUCAACAAGCAUGAUGCCAGAGAGCCUAAAGCGAUCAUGAAGAUCAACACUGUGAACGCUACUUUCCAAGCAGCUAAAAUCGGCGUUCCUAAUGGGCUGCAGAUUACCUAUUUAAAGGAUAACAGCACCAGGAAUAUUUUUGUUUACCAUGAGGAUGGCAAGGAAAUGGUGGACUGGUUCAAUGCAAUAAGGGCUGCAAGGUAUCACUACCUGCAAGUGGCAUUUCCUGGUGCUACAAACUCUGAGUUGCUACCAAAGCUAACCAGGAACUACAUAAAGGAGGGUUACAUGGAGAAGACUGGACCAAAGCACACCGAAGGCUUUAAGAAGAGAUGGUUUACAAUGGACGACAGGAGGCUCAUGUACUUCAAAGAUCCACUGGAUGCCUAUGCUCGAGGUGAGGUUUUCAUUGGCAGUAAGGAAAACAGCUACACUGUGCUGCCAGGCCUCCCUGCCACUGUUGUGGGAACUCACUGGCCAUUUGGAAUCACUAUAGUGACUCCAGACAGGAAGUUUCUUUUUGCUUGUGAGACUGAAGAGGAUCAGAGAAGCUGGAUGGCGGCAUUUCAGAUUGUAAUCAACAGACCGAUGCUGCCUCAGGAGUUUGCUGUGGAGGCCUAUUUUAAACGCAAACCGUGAGUGAGCCUCUAAGUGUGUCUCAAAGAGGUUUAUACAGAAACUGAUGUUUGAUACAAAGGUCAAAGUGCUUCGUCAACGACAACUCCUCCUCUUCAUCAACCACCUUGCCACCUUCCUUGACCCCAAUAACAUAGCAAGACCUCAUUCUCUGAAAAAGUCUGUCAAUCCAAGGCUACUGGACUCUUCUAAUAUCACACGCCCAUUUGCUGCCUGAUUCCACCUUCACAAUAGAAACAGGACAAAACCGUUGCUUCUUGGAUGUGAGGCAACAUCUGUUCUAUUCUAUAAUCAUCAACACUGCAAUUACUGAUCUUUACUACAAAUUAAUUAUAUUUGAUCCAUUUAACAGAUUAUAACACCAAAAUAAUAAUGUAAGUCUAGCAAGUGUAGGUUCCGUCACAUUUGCAUGCUAUUUUGCAUUACUGUAUACAUAAGUGCAAUUGUAUUUAUUUAUUUUCUUAACUGUAUUUGUAGCUAAAUCCAUGUUUUCAUAGCAAUUGCUUUUUUUAAAUGGAUGACAAGUUAUUGCAUGUUCUUCCAGUAGAGGGAGACAAAUGAAAAAUGUAAAAUCUACUGUUAAACUUCUCUAACAUCUCAAGGGGCUCAUUGAUUUCCCCUAACUGGUGCCUGCAGGGCUGCAUAUGAAAUCACCCUAUGAUAAUCUAUGGUUGCUGUUAAAAUGUGUUGAAGCCAAUUUAAUAUCUGCACUGUUUUCUACAGCAAUGGUUCUAGUCUAAGACUGAUUAUGGACAAAGACAACAUCAACAUGAAGGAGAGUGAGGUUUUCAGUUUAAAGGUUUCUGUGAUCAAAACUGAGUCUAUAAAUGCAAAUAUUUAAUCAAAAAUAAUCCUUUGUGCUUUUCCCAAAUAAUUAAUUUUAUUUUGUUGACAGAUAGAAACAUACAUGUCCAAACAAUCCUAAGAAAACAUGGCACUAUCCAUCUUACAUAUGAAUUUAUAUAAUAGCAUGGGAAAAAAAGCAACAGUCAUUGAAGCAGUCUACAACUUUUAACAGACGUCAAAUUUAACAAAUAAUAUCGAUAUUUGUCUCUUACCCUGAAUUUUUGGUAACCAGUACUGAUCAUAUUCCUUAAGAACAACAAUGACAUGUAUAUGCCUGAAAACCUUUUAAAUACAAACUGAACCAGUGUGAUUCCUGCUCACCAAUGCAAUUUUUGUUGCUGUAGUCGUUUAUUUUUUCUGUAUAGGAUCUGUUAUUUUCUGCACUCUUGAGAAACUGUCUGUAAACACUGCUACUGGGGUUAAAACAAAAUUCACAUUAACAUGUUAUCUAAAGUGUAUUAUAUUGUUUUUCUGUAAUAAAAGCCUGACUUAACACAUAAAGCAAAAGUGCUAGGUAAACCCACA